Closterium sp. NIES-65 is the source of this 3528-nucleotide messenger RNA. NCBI's taxonomy places the organism in Eukaryota, Viridiplantae, Streptophyta, Zygnematophyceae, Desmidiales, Closteriaceae. The record is from the annotation of a GenBank genome assembly.
AUGGUACGCUCGCGUGCAGGCUCACCCCCAUCCGACCAUCACCCCCAUCCGACCAUCACCCCCAUCCGACCAUCACCCCCAUCCGACCAUCACCCCCAUCCGACCAUCACCCCCAUCCGACCAUCACCCCCAUCCGACCAUCACCCCCAUCCGACCAUCACCCCCAUCCGACCAUCACCCCCAUCCGACCAUCACCCCCAUCCGACCAUCACCCCCAUCCGACCAUCACCCCCAUCCGACCAUCACCCCCAUCCGACCAUCACCCCCAUCCGACCAUCACCCCCAUCCGACCAUCACCCCCAUCCGACCAUCACCCCCAUCCGACCAUCACCCCCAUCCGACCAUCACCCCCAUCCGACCAUCACCCCCAUCCGACCAUCACCCCCAUCCGACCAUCACCCCAUCCGACCAUCACCCCCAUCCGACCAUCACCCCAUCCGACAUCCGACCAUCACCCCCAUCCGACCAUCACCCCCAUCCGACCAUCACCCCCAUCCGACCAUCACCCCCAUCCGACCAUCACCCCCAUCCGACCAUCACCCCCAUCCGACCAUCACCCCCAUCCGACCAUCACCCCCAUCCGACCAUCACCCCCAUCCGACCAUCACCCCCAUCCGACCAUCACCCCCAUCCGACCAUCACCCCCAUCCGACCAUCACCCCCAUCCGACCAUCACCCCCAUCCGACCAUCACCCCCAUCCGACCAUCACCCCCAUCCGACCAUCACCCCCAUCCGACCAUCACCCCCAUCCGACCAUCACCCCCAUCCGACCAUCACCCCCAUCCGACCAUCACCCCCAUCCGACCAUCACCCCCAUCCGACCAUCACCCCCAUCCGACCAUCACCCCCAUCCGACCAUCACCCCCAUCCGACCAUCACCCCCAUCCGACCAUCACCCCCAUCCGACCAUCACCCCCAUCCGACCAUCACCCCCAUCCGACCAUCACCCCCAUCCGACCAUCACCCCCAUCCGACCAUCACCCCCAUCCGACCAUCACCCCCAUCCAACCAUCACCCCCAUCCGACCAUCACCCCCAUCCGACCAUCACCCCCAUCCAACCAUCACCCCCAUCCGACCAUCACCCCCAUCCGACCAUCACCCCCAUCCAACCAUCACCCCCAUCCAACCAUCACCCCCAUCCGAGCAUCAUCCCCAUCCAACCAUCACCCCCAUCCGACCAUCACCCCCAUCCGACCAUCACCCCCAUCCGACCAUCACCCCCAUCCGACCAUCACCCCCAUCCAACCAUCACCCCCAUCCGAGCAUCAUCCCCAUCCAACCAUCACCCCCAUCCAACCAUCACCCCCAUCCAACCAUCACCCCCAUCCGAGCAUCAUCCCCAUCCAACCAUCACCCCCAUCCAACCAUCACCCCCAUGCCCAUCCAACCAUCACCCCCAUCCAACCAUCAACCCCAUCCAACCAUCACCCCCAUCCAACCAUCACCCCCAUCCAACCAUCACCUCCAUCCAACCAUCACCCCCAUGCCCAUCCAACCAUCACCCCCAUCCAACCAUCACCCCCAUCCAACCAUACCCCCAUCCAACCAUCACCCCCAUCCGAGCAUCAUCCCCAUCCAACCAUCACCCCCAUCCAACCAUCACCCCCAUGCCCAUCCAACCAUCACCCCCAUCCAACCAUCAAACCCAUCCAACCAUCACCCCCAUCCAACCAUCACCCCCAUCCAACCAUCACCCCCAUCCAACCAUCACCCCCAUCCGACCAUCACCCCCAUCCGACCAUCACCCCCAUCCGACCAUCACCCCCAUCCAACCAUCACCCCCAUCCAACCAUCACCCCCAUCCAACCAUCACCCCCAUCCAACCAUACCCCCAUCCAACCAUCACCCCCAUCCGAGCAUCAUCCCCAUCCAACCAUCACCCCCAUCCAACCAUCACCCCCAUGCCCAUCCAACCAUCACCCCCAUCCAACCAUCAACCCCAUCCAACCAUCACCCCCAUCCAACCAUCACCCCCAUCCAACCAUCACCCCCAUCCAACCAUCACCCCCAUCCAACCAUCACCCCCAUCCGAGCAUCAUCCCCAUCCAACCAUCACCCCCAUGCAACCAUCACCCCCAUCCAACCAUCACCCCCAUGCCCAUCCAGCCAUCACCCCCAUCCAACCAUCACCCCCAUCCAACCAUACCCCCAUCCAACCAUCACCCCCAUCCGAGCAUCAUCCCCAUCCAACCAUCACCCCCAUCCAACCAUCACCCCCAUGCCCAUCCAACCAUCACCCCCAUCCAACCAUCAACCCCAUCCAACCAUCACCCCCAUCCAAUCAUCACCCCCAUCCAACCAUCACCCCCAUCCAACCAUCACCCCCAUCCGACCAUCACCCCCAUCCGACCAUCACCCCCAUCCGACCAUCACCCCCAUCCAACCAUCACCCCCAUCCAACCAUCACCCCCAUCCAACCAUCACCCCCAUCCAACCAUACCCCCAUCCAACCAUCACCCCCAUCCGAGCAUCAUCCCCAUCCAACCAUCACCCCCAUCCAACCAUCACCCCCAUGCCCAUCCAACCAUCACCCCCAUCCAACCAUCAACCCCAUCCAACCAUCACCCCCAUCCAACCAUCACCCCCAUCCAACCAUCACCCCCAUCCAACCAUCACCCCCAUCCAACCAUCACCCCCAUCCGAGCAUCAUCCCCAUCCAACCAUCACCCCCAUGCAACCAUCACCCCCAUCCAACCAUCACCCCCAUGCCCAUCCAGCCAUCACCCCCAUCCAACCAUCACCCCCAUCCAACCAUACCCCCAUCCAACCAUCACCCCCAUCCGAGCAUCAUCCCCAUCCAACCAUCACCCCCAUCCAACCAUCACCCCCAUGCCCAUCCAACCAUCACCCCCAUCCAACCAUCAACCCCAUCCAACCAUCACCCCCAUCGAAUCAUCACCCCCAUCCAACCAUCACCCCCAUCCAGCCAUCACCCCCAUCCGACCAUCACCCCCAUCCGACCAUCACCCCCAUCCGACCAUCACCCCCAUCCGACCAUCACCCCCAUCCGACCAUCACCCCCAUCCAACCAUCACCCCCAUCCAACCAUCACCCCCAUGCCCAUCCAACCAUCACCCCCAUCCAACCAUCAACCCCAUCCAACCAUCACCCCCAUCCGACCAUCACCCCCAUCCGACCAUCACCCCCAUCCGACCAUCACCCCCAUCCGACCAUCACCCCCAUCCGACCAUCACCCCCAUCCGACCAUCACCCCCAUCCGACCAUCACCCCCAUCCGACCAUCACCCCCAUCCGACCGCACCUCUAUCCGACCGCACCUCUAUGAGCACGGCGCCUCAAAACCCCUUCCCCACCCUCUUCUCCUCCCCACAUGUAUGCAUCCCUCACAGCGCACCUCUAUGAGCACGGCGACAGCGGCUCGCGUGCGCUUGAUGGGGAGAUGGAAGCGACGAGACGAGAGAGGAAGGGGGGGGUGGGAGGAUGAGGGGAGGAGAGGGGGAGUGAGGCGGGCAGAGGUGGAUGGAGAUGAAGGGGAGAAGUGCGAUGAGCUGAGCAGUGAGUGGUGA